AUGUCUGACGAAGUUAAUCAAGCUGCUGAACAACUCCAAAAAACUUAUUUGGAUGAAGUUACCGGUGAACAAGUCUCCAAGACUGAAUUAAAGAAGAGACAAAAGGCAAGAGCUGUUGAAGCCAAAAAGGCUGAAAAGGCUGCCAAAGCAGCUGCUUCUGCUCCAAAAGUUGCCAAAAAGAAGGGUGACGAAAUGGCUGAUUUAAAUCCAAACCAAUAUUUCGAAAUUAGAUCUCGUCAAAUUAAUGAAUUAAGAGAAGCUAAUCAUGCUGAUCCAAAAGCUUUUAAUCCAUAUCCUCAUAAAUUUAAUGUUUCGAUUAAGAUUCCAGAUUUUGUUGAAAAAUAUAGUCACUUACAAAGAGGUGAAACUUUAAAGGAUGUCACUGUCAGUGUCAGUGGUAGAAUUAUGGGUAAGAGAGAAGCUGGUUCUAAAUUGAAAUUUUAUGUCUUGAAAGGUGAUGCUGUUGAAGUUCAAAUUAUGGCUCAAGCUCAAGAUGCCGAAUCUGUUGAAGCUUUUGAAAAAAUGCAUGAAUAUUUAAGAAGAGGUGAUAUCAUUGGUGUUACUGGUUAUCCAGGUAAGACUGCUCCUGCUAAAGGUGGUGAUGGUGAACUUUCCGUUUUCGCCACUUCUGUUCAAUUAUUAACCCCAUGUUUACAUAUGUUACCAACUGAGCAUUAUGGUUUCAAGGAUCAAGAAGCUAGAUACAGAAAGCGUUAUUUGGAUUUAAUUAUGAACAAUUCUACUAGAGACCGUUUCAAGGUUAGAUCAAAGAUUAUUUCUUACAUUAGAAGAUUCUUUGAUGAAAGAGAUUUUAUUGAAGUUGAAACCCCAAUCUUGAAUGUUAUUGCUGGUGGUGCCACUGCCAAACCAUUCUUGACUCAUCAUAAUGAUUUAAAUAUGGAAAUGUUUAUGAGAAUUGCCCCAGAAUUAUUCUUGAAGGAAUUAGUUGUUGGUGGUAUGGAAAGAGUUUAUGAAAUUGGUCGUCAAUUCAGAAAUGAAGGUAUUGAUAUGACUCAUAACCCUGAAUUCACCACUUGUGAAUUCUAUCAAGCUUAUGCUGAUGUUUAUGAUUUAAUGGAUAUGACUGAAUUAUUAUUCUCAGAAAUGGUUAAAGAAAUUACUGGUGAUUAUGUUAUUAAAUUCCAUCCUGAUGGUCCAGGUGAAGGUGCCAAGGAAUACAGUAUUAACUUCGCUAGACCUUGGAAGAGACUCAAUAUGAUUGAAGAAUUAGAAAAGGUUUAUAAUGUCAAGUUCCCAGCUGGUGAUCAAUUACAUACUGCUGAAACUGGUGAAUUCUUACAAAAGGUCUUAAAAGAUAACAACUUGGAAUGUCCACCUCCAUUAACUAACGCCAGAAUGUUAGACAAAUUAGUUGGUGAAUUAGAAGACUCUUGUAUUAAUCCAACCUUCAUCUUUGGUCAUCCACAAAUGAUGUCUCCAUUAGCCAAAUGGGAUAGAAAUAUCCCAGGUUUAUGUGAAAGAUUCGAAGUUUUCGUAGCCACCAAGGAAAUCUGUAAUGCUUAUACCGAAUUGAAUGAUCCAUUUGAUCAAAGACUUAGAUUUGAAGAACAAGCUAGACAAAAGGCUCAAGGUGAUGACGAAGCUCAAAUGGUUGAUGAAACUUUCUGUAAUGCUUUGGAAUACGGUUUACCACCAACUGGUGGUUGGGGAUGUGGUAUUGAUAGACUUGCUAUGUUCUUGACUGAUUCUAAUACCAUUAGAGAAGUUUUAUUAUUCCCAACCUUAAAGCCAGAUGCUUUGGUCAUUAAGGGUGAAGAAGCUUUCCUUGAUUUACAAAAGGAACAACAACCUCAACAAUAA
Molecule: messenger RNA, 1821 nt
Organism: Hemisphaericaspora subhashii
Lineage: Eukaryota; Fungi; Ascomycota; Pichiomycetes; Serinales; Debaryomycetaceae
Gene: KRS1
Product: lysine--tRNA ligase
Exons: 1
Coding region: 1-1821 (606 amino acids)
Biological process (GO): lysyl-tRNA aminoacylation
Cellular component (GO): cytoplasm; cytosol
Molecular function (GO): lysine-tRNA ligase activity; ATP binding; tRNA binding
Source: RefSeq, a predicted model, not a curated record